Silurus meridionalis is the source of this 1149-nucleotide messenger RNA. It is a transcript of the gene tmem81, whose product is annotated as transmembrane protein 81. The coding region runs from base 104 to 862 and encodes 252 amino acids. The transcript is spliced from 2 exons. Lineage: Eukaryota; Metazoa; Chordata; Actinopteri; Siluriformes; Siluridae. The record is from RefSeq and is a predicted model, not a curated record.
GACGGAGGAGGGUUGCUGUGAUUUUUUAAAUUCUCUUUAAAACUAAAAAUAAAUAUUUGAGCAGCCAAAAAGGUAACAUUUAACUUCAUCCAUUAGAGCCCGUAUGUCAUUCUUUGCUCUCCUUUUGAUUCUGCUGCAUUCCUGCAGUCAGUGUGAGGCUUCCAAAGGUGUCGAUUUAGAAGAUCUGGCCUCCAACAACACAUGGGCGAUCGCCUACAGUUCAAGCUGUAGCACCACCUGCGGGCUGGGUAUACGCACCCAGAGGCUCUGCCCUUUGGCGACCGAUAACAGAGCAAACUCCCCAGAAUGCAGAGUUCGUCAAGUCCUGUGUCUGGACAAUUGGCAGUGUGGGUUACAGACUCAAACAGCCAGUACAGGACAGUAUCUGGAGUUGGACUGUCUCGAGGAAGUCAUGGAAGCAAUGGGCCGCUUUGCCUUUGUGGUGUCCUGGCACUUUGCACGAGGGAUCAUUACCACCGAUAACCGAUUCUUCAUCCGGCGUGAGGUCCCAGACCUGGACAGGGUCAUCCUGAAUCCGGUGAGAGAGGAUGAUGCCGGGACGUAUCGAUGUGAUGUCCUGGACACUUCUUACCACAAGGUGAAGAGAAUGUACAAAGGACUGAAGGUUUUAUCUGUGAAUGUUUUGAGCUUGAACUUCGCUAAGGGUUUGAGAGAGUGGGAGAAAAUCAGCAAGAUGAAUGUGACCAUUGUCACUGGGAAACUGUAUCCAAGCAGCACUGUGGGAAAUGUGGUGCUUUACAGUCUGUCCAUAUCAAUCACUGUAGCUUUGAUUGUCUUCCUUGGUCUGUUUGCUUUUUCUUACUGGAAAAGGUCAACAAGGAAGAACCCAAUUUUCCUAUGAGUGUUAAAGAAACACCAGAUAAGUCACUGUUUUCUCCAAUGCACACGAAGUGGAGUAUCAUUUUCUUCCACAAUUUCUUUUACAUUCCCCAUGUAAUUAAAGUGUGUGGAAUUUAGUUCUGUUAAAUUGCUCGACACGGUGUCGUUUAUAUGCAUUUGCUCCUAAUUCCAAUAAAGACGGCUCGAUACAGGAAUCCGAGACGCUGUACAGCGCCGUCUGAGAAAUCAAUAAAUAAUGUUGGCUGCAGAGUAGCACUGUAACAGCAGCAUGCAACAUUAACUGCUUCA